Molecule: messenger RNA, 1677 nt
Organism: Drosophila persimilis
Lineage: Eukaryota; Metazoa; Arthropoda; Insecta; Diptera; Drosophilidae
Gene: wor
Product: zinc finger protein 569
Exons: 2
Coding region: 1-1677 (558 amino acids)
Biological process (GO): regulation of DNA-templated transcription
Molecular function (GO): RNA polymerase II cis-regulatory region sequence-specific DNA binding; DNA-binding transcription factor activity, RNA polymerase II-specific
Source: RefSeq, a predicted model, not a curated record
AUGGAUAAACUCAAGUACAGCAAGUGCCCGCUCAAGAAGCGACCCAUUCCGAUCGAGGAUGCCUUUCCCGUCGACCAGGAUCAGGAUCACGAUCAGCUGAGUCAUGACGAAGGACCCGUGGACCUCAGCGUGGCCUCGGCUGCGGUUCCGCUGGAGCCGGCGGUGCCCACGGAGCUGCGACGCCGCUUCGAUGCGGCCAUGACGCAGACCAAGGAGCAGCUGGCGCGCCGCAUCUGGGAGGAGACCCGCGAGAUCGCACGCGCCUUUCCGGAUGUCUUCACCCGCGAGGAAAUAGCCCGGAGCCUGGCCCGCCUGGGCUACGGCGACUUCGAGCUGCCGCCGGAGGAGGAGGUGAUGUCGCCGGAGCCAGAGCCAGCGCCACAGCCAGGGCUUCCGGUCAGCUAUGCCGGGGUCUCUCCGCCCCCCACAGCGAUCCCGCAGACGAUCAUCAAGGUGGAGCAGCCCGAGGAGGAUUUCCCGCUGCGGAACUACAACAACAAUCUGCUCAAGAGCAUAGCCGACUACGAGGACUGCAUGAAGAUGCCACAGCCACAGAUGCAGCCACACCCCCUCUCGUACUACCAGCCGCCACCAACCCCCGGGCUGCCGGAGGAUCUCAGUCAGCGCCGGGUGCUGAGCGAGAACAUGAAUCUGCACAACGUGGCCCGGGCCCUGCUGAGCAUGCAGCACAUGCCACCGCAGCAGCCGCGCUACGAGCCACCCCACCAGAAGGCGGCCAAGCUGGAGCUGCCGCCCCUGGCCGGGGCCGGUGCCGAGGACACGGAGAACGGCGGCGAGAACGGCGAAAACCAGCUGAACCAGCUGAAGAUCAAGAGCAGCAACGACCUGUACUACCAGUGCCAGCAGUGCAACAAAUGCUACGCCACGUACGCGGGCCUGGUGAAGCACCAGCAGAGCCACGCCUACGAGAGCACCGAGUACAAGAUCAUCCGGAGCAACCCCAGCGGGGGGCCGAUCGUGGACCAGACCGAGUUCUGCACCGACCAGGCCUCGGCCCUGAUCCAGGCGGCCAACGCGGCCUCCGCCCAGUCCAUGCAGAAGCCGGUGGGCGUGCCGCGCUACCACUGCCAGGACUGCGGCAAGUCCUACUCCACGUACUCGGGCCUGAGCAAGCACCAGCAGUUCCACUGCCCCUCGGCGGAGGGCAACCAGGUGAAGAAGGUGUUCAGCUGCAAGAACUGCGACAAGACGUACGUCUCGCUGGGCGCCCUCAAGAUGCACAUCCGCACCCACACGCUGCCCUGCAAGUGCCCCAUCUGCGGCAAGGCCUUCUCGCGGCCCUGGCUGCUCCAGGGCCACAUCCGCACCCACACCGGGGAGAAGCCCUUCAGCUGCCAGCACUGCAACCGCGCCUUCGCCGACCGCUCCAACCUGCGCGCCCACAUGCAGACGCACUCGGACGUCAAGAAGUACUCGUGCCCCACCUGCACCAAGUCCUUCUCGCGCAUGUCCCUGCUCGCCAAGCACCUGCAGGGCGGCUGCCACAGCGACGCGGUGGGCGGCGCCACCUCCGGGCCGGGCUUCAACCAGGAGCAGCUCCAGCAGCACCUGCACGGCUACGAGGAGGGCCAUCAGGUCUACUACGCCGGCAGCAUGGGCAGCAGCGGCGCCGAGGAGGAGGAGGCCUACGCCCUGGCCCCCCAGGCCAUCUUCUAG